AACGCGGUUACCGUGGAAACCGCGGCCAUGGCUGCACCGCGGCAAGUCCCCAGCCACACAGUGCCCCGUAAGCCCAGCUGCUCUACAAACUCGUCGUUCACCCGGACGCCGGUGCCCACCGUGUCUCUCGGUUCCCGCGAGCUGCCUGUCUCGCCGUGGCAGGUCACCGAGCCGUCGAGCAAGAAUCUGUGGGAGCAGAUCUGCGACGAGUAUGAAGCUGAGCAGCCUCCCUUUCCAGAAGGAUAUAAAGUCAAACAGGAACCUGUGAUUACUGUUGCGCCAGUAGAGGAAAUGCUUCUUCAUGGCUUCAGUGCAGAGCACUAUUUUCCGGUUUCCCAUUUCACCAUGAUCUCACAUACACCCUGUCCUCAAGAUAAAUCAGAAACAGUCAACCCAAAAACAUGUUCUCCCAAAGAAUAUUUGGAAACUUUCAUCUUUCCUGUUCUGCUUCCCGGAAUGGCUAGCCUGCUUCACCAAGCGAAGAAAGAAAAGUGUUUUGAGAGGAAAAGAACCAAAUUCAUUGCCUGUGAUUUUCUGACCGAGUGGUUAUACAACCAAAAUCCAAAGAGGGCAGGGGAGCCAUUCACAGAAUUUUUCUCCAUUCCAUUUGUGGAGGAGUGGCUAAAGCAACACCCACGGCCGCCAAUCCCACUCUCUCUCCUGCUGACAGAAGAGGAAGCGGCCCUCUACAUUCAAUCCUUCUGGAGAGCCUAUUUGGUUCGCUGUGAUCCGGAGAUUCAAGAACUGCGUCAGUGGCAGAAGAAACUGCGCGAGGCCAAGCACAUUCACCAGCGAGUCAAAAUUUUCUGGGCCAAGCAAGAACAAAAAGUGAAAUGCAAAAUGGAGGAUGAUGUGGUACCUGCAGGCAAAAUGAAAAUUCCAUCAUCUUAACCACAACUAAGAUGUAUCUUUGCCCAUUUGAGCACAAGUUACCUCGUGCAAGGAAAAUGUCCAAAGUAUGCUUUCUCUCUUGUGAUUUCUUUAACAAGACUUGGAACAUAUGAAAACGGAAUCUUUUCUGUACAAGAUAGGAUUCAUUGCAAACAAGCUUUAGUGCAAGUAGUUUAGAAAAGAAAGGACCAGUCUUCACUUUCUGCAUUAUCCUCACAUUUUAUUCAUUCAUCCAGAUUAUUUCUUCAGUGCCUCAGGAGUAUCCUUCUACACCAGCUGCUGUUAAAAUGUACAAUGAGCUCUAGUCCCAAGGGAUACAGAAGUGCUCUUAUUACCAGUUUUCCCACUGUUGGCCACUUUUGCAAAGAUCCGUAUUCUAAUUUAAGUCCCCAACCUCUGAAUUUGGUUUUAAGUUUACCUAGUGACUGACUACUCUUUUUGUAACAAAAGACCUUAUACUUAUGAUCAUUUCCAAAGGAGACCACCACUUUUACUGCAAACCCAACAAGAUGAGACACUUAAACCCAGACAGAUGUAACAAAGGAUUUCUGUUGUCUAAGUCCCAAAGUAUUAUAUAGAAAGUUUCUGCUUUUAUGGGUAAAUAAGCUUAUUAUCUUAAUUUGUUCUGUGGUUUGCCAUUAACCAAGAUUCUCCCGUUUAAAAUGCCACAGACUGAGCCUCAGGGCAGAUCCAAAAGCCUAGUAGUUGCACUGAGUUGUUUUCACAAGCUACCACACGUCUUAAGUAAAUAGUAAAGCCUUUAUUUUUGUGUUAAGAACAGCAUUUUGAAAAUAAAACCUAUCUGCCCAUGCUUUACAACCUUUUAAAUUUGUAAUAUUUAUAUAGUCAUUUAUGGUACAUAUUGAUUGUCUUGAAAUUUCUUUAACUUCUUUUUUAUAAGUAUGCAACAGUCAGCCAGGGGGAAGAUAAAGGUACAUUAUAAAACACACAUUAAUGCAUUUAAUAAAUAUAUAUUAUCUAUCAAAAAUGAGCCUUAGCUCUUCAUCAAUUAAUAAAAAGCACCUGCUGAGGACUCCUGUAAGCUGGUAUCAUCAUUGCAUCAUUGGAUUAUAAAAGCCACAAUGCUCCCUUUCAGCUUGAGGUUUGGCCUGAGGCGUUCAACUCAGCCUCGGCCAACCAAGACCACCACCCGAAUUCACCCUUGUUCAGUGGGCCCUGACGGCAUCUGGGCUACAAAAAAAAAAAACACUGGGCGCCCAACUUCCAACAACUGGAUCUUCAACUCUGGAAACCCUGGAGAUGCACAGAACUUCCCAGUUUGUAAGCUGUCAGAGCUGACUCCCUCUCUUCCCACCCUCCAUUCCCAGUGGGGAGAAAUCCAGGCUAGAAUGACAAUUUUCUAUUAAAAGGGGGGACAAGAGUGGCUGUUAUAGUCCCAAAGCGAUGUUAACAACCAGACACGGAACGAUUUGUGCUUACAAUGAGAGAUUUUGAUCACAGAUGCUCUCCUUCCAGGUCGUUUUCCCUAAACGAGUCUUGUUUACACAAACAGAUCUUAAAGAGAGGUGCCAUUUAAUUUUGUCUUUAAACCUUGCUCCACGGGGGGCAGCUGGCUGCUACAGUCUUGGCAAAGAUGCCUCUUGGUACUUUUCAGGUAAAGUCAUUAGAAAAAGAACAGCGCUCUCCCUUCUCCCCUCACUCCCACCUCCGCCCCCAUGAUGAAGGCCUUCAGCCCACUCUCAACCUUAAAAGCCAAAAUAAAACAAAACCCUAAGUGCAAUAACAUAUCAGAUUUAAAAGGGGGGUAAAGGUCUUAUUAAGUGAGGCUUCCCAUGGCUCAAAGAUGGCUCUGUUCUUAGGUUGGGGAAGCAUGACUUUCCAUGGCAGCCAUUUGUGCUGUGCUCACCUUGUAUGCUUGGACAAUAAAGAACUUAGAAAACGAA
Messenger RNA from Piliocolobus tephrosceles (Ugandan red Colobus), 2795 nucleotides. It is a transcript of the gene IQCK, whose product is annotated as IQ motif containing K. The transcript has 9 exons. The coding region runs from base 28 to 891 and encodes 287 amino acids. The record is from RefSeq and is a predicted model, not a curated record. Gene Ontology annotation, molecular function: protein binding. Lineage: Eukaryota; Metazoa; Chordata; Mammalia; Primates; Cercopithecidae.